This is a messenger RNA of Saccostrea cuccullata (small rock oyster), 1112 nucleotides long. RefSeq lists its product as uncharacterized. The transcript has 4 exons. The record is from RefSeq and is a predicted model, not a curated record. NCBI's taxonomy places the organism in Eukaryota, Metazoa, Mollusca, Bivalvia, Ostreida, Ostreidae. Bases 72 to 599 code for a protein of 175 amino acids.
AGGCACUUGUACCCUCUCUGUUGAACAGUAAAUCUGAACCUCUGAACACUACGACUAAAUAUUCUCUAGAGAUGAGUAUCUUUUACGUCACUGUAUGUGAGUCUGUAGCAUGCAUACAAGAGGACUAUAAGAAACUCCCUUCGAAAUUAAGAAACAGUCUACCUGACCUGAUGGAAAUUAAGAUUGAGAGCAUUUCUGUUUUGGUUCUUUGUGUGAUUGGCUUCUUUUUCAUGCUCUUGAACUUUGGAAAUUCUUCUCGAGUCGUAACAGGGGGGAUAAGUCUGCUUUUGGCCGCUGUUGUAACAGUUGCAUUUAUUGUGGUUUACCGAAUGGGCAUGGCAAACGCAACCACAAGCAAAGUUGAAGCUGUCAUCGAUUCGAUCUGGGAUUAUGAUAGUAUUUCGAUGGACUUCCCUUACUCCCUCAUCAUUGCCACAUUAAGUAUUGGCACAUCUUUCUGUGGCAUUGUGCUUGGCCUCUGUGGAGUUUUGUACUCCAAAAUUAGACGACAGCAAACCACAGGCGGUCGAGUGCAGAAUCCGUUUACGAUCUUCAAUCCCAACAACUUUACAAUUCUGCGAGAAAGUCAAAUUACAUAGAUGCAUCAUCUGUACCCUUAAACAUAUCAUGUACAUGUACCAAGAACAUCCUACUAGAAAAUGUACGAUGCUUUAUCCAAAAGUAAUGCCACAUUGUCCAUAUCUUCUAUGUUUGGCGUCAUAUAAUAUAAAAUAUACUAAGUAACAUAUCAAAAUAUGCACAUGUAAAAAAAAUCUAAUUAACAUUGACAUUUUGGUUUAAUAAUGUUGAAAUAAUUCAUUUUAUAGCUGUUUCAAACAUAAGACAUACAUGUAUAUAGGGGUGUCGCAGCGUCACAACUAAACGUCACGUAUUGAAGAAUAUAUUUUUGUAGGAUGAAAGAGACAAACACAUUAAUAUCUAAGAACGUGCCUUCUGUGCAUAUGUAAUUGGCCAUUCAUUUAAAAGACAAAAUUUACGUCAUAUUUAAUGAUAGUUAGAAUAAAAAUGACGGCAUUGUUUUUUUUAUCAUAAACAUUGUGUUUUACUCUGAUGCAUUGAACAAAGGACGUGUCAAAGUAUUGGGGGGGGGG